AUGGCAAAAGACUGGCAAGAUGCGCAUUUGGGUCAAUGUCAGCGGAUUGAAGAUUAUCCAAAUGUAGCCAUUAAUUACCCAGGAUCGUAUGUAACUCCUUCCGGAACCAUGGCAUAUCAUCCUACGAAUACUCCCUUCUAUGCUCAAGUACCUACCCAUACCAGUCCCCAAGGUACUCUAUACCCAGUUUAUAAUUCUGUAAGCCCAGUAUACGACCCUACUACUGGGCGUGUUCUCUAUCGAAACAUAGGACCUUCUCCGACCGCUUCAAUACCUCCCGCUCGCCAUGGGUUGGCUGUUUAUGGUCCAUCGCCGCAUUUGCAAGCUCAUCCUGCUCCUUCUACCCAUCCAGGCGAAGCUGCUCCGUCUACUGCAGCAGCCGGAAGUCAAGUGAAAACUAACGGUGAUUAUCCAUCACAAGCUAUGAUGGCUCCUUCAGGAGAAUCUAACAACGUCUCUCGCCCUACAAACGCACGAUCAUCUGUUUCUCCUUUUGUUACCAAUCAAAAAAUUCCUCUUGCAUCCGGCCCUUCAAGUCAACCACCACCGGCCAACAAUGAGUUUAGGCAAUUAAAUGUAACCGAUGCUUUAUCCUAUCUGGACCUGGUAAAGUUACAAUUCCACCACGAACCUGAAGUUUAUAAUGAAUUUCUUGAUAUCAUGAAAGAGUUCAAAUCGCAGGCGAUUGAAACUCCUGAGGUCAUUACCCGAGUAUCUGCUUUAUUUUCUGGUUAUCCCGCAUUGAUUCAAGGAUUUAAUACAUUCCUACCACCUGGGUAUGGUAUUGAGCUCGGUCCUUCUGAAUUUGGGAAACCCCCGGCCGUACAUAUCACAACACCACAAGGGCCGCUGGUAAUCGCAGAUUGGAAUCGUCCUCAUGCUACUGCCCAAGUGCCUUCGGGUUAUCAAAAACCAGCUCCUUACCAACCAGCGAAUUCACAGCCCGCUGUCCCAUCCCCUGGUGUAAUUCCCCCUUCUGCUCAAUCCUCUACUUUUGCUCCAUACAAGUCCUCUCCUUCUCCGAUGCCUCCUUCAUUUCCCUCUGUAGAUGCAUCUGUGAAGCAAGCCGCCGAUCUGGACCAUGCUAUUCAUUUUGUAAAUAACGUGAAAAAUAGGUUUUCCCACAAACCUGAAGCUUACAAUGCUUUUUUGGACAUACUGAAGUCAUAUCAGCAUGACCAGCGUCCUAUACAACUCGUUUAUUAUCAAGUUUCCCAAUUAUUUGCAGAGGCCCCUGACUUAUUAGAAGAGUUUAAACGAUUUUUGCCAGAUGUUUCUCUUAAAGCUACUUCAGAAAACCAGGAGAAGCCUGCUGCUGCCAUCUCCGAACCUGCAGCGCAAGCUUCUAAAGCUUCUCCUGCCACUACAACUUCCUCUCUCCCUCCAAUUGGAAAGUUUGCUCCUCCAGCUCCCGUAAAGCCACCUCAACAGACUGAGAAACGCCGUGUUGAGCCAGCCGUAUAUACCAGAAGCCACGCAAAGCGUACGAGAACGGCAACCCAAGCUGCCGAAGAAUAUAGUCCAAGAGCUUUCAAUGUCCCAAUUGCUCAAAACAAAAACCCGACAGAGCUUGCUUUUCUUGAUGCGGUACGUCAAUAUUUGGUUAACGAGUCCAAGUAUAAUGAGUUUAUUAAGCUCCUUGAGUUAUACUCUCAAGAAGUAUUCGAUAAAAAUGCUCUGGUUGAACGUUGCCAGACAUUCCUCCAUGAAAGUGAGCAUUUAAUGAAUUGGCUCAAAGACUUAGUUAAGUGGGAUUCUAAUGAUUGUAUUCCUGUUCCAAGACCUAGAGUUGACUUAACACAAUGUAAAGGUUAUGGCCCAAGCUAUCGUCUGCUUCCCAAAAUUGAGUUAUUAUUGCCUUGUUCAGGAAGAGACGAUGUAUGUUGGACUAUCCUAAAUGAUGCUUGGGUGAGCCAUCCAACUUUGGCAUCCGAAGACUCAGGUUUUAUCGCCCAUCGAAAAAACCAGUUUGAGGAAUCUUUACACAGAUUAGAAGAGGAAAGGUAUAAAUAUGAUCGUCACAUUGGUGCAAACGUGAGAGCUAUUGAACUUCUUGAAAUGAACUUCCGAAAAAUGCAAAAGUUAACCGAGAACGAAAAAGAAAGUUGGACUCUACCUGUUGGUCUUGGCGGUAAGUCUCCUAGUAUUUAUCAAAAAGUCAUACGGAAGGUCUAUGGAAAAGAGGCAGCACAAGAAAUUAUUGAAAACCUACAAAAACAUCCUGCCAUCACUAUUCCAAUCGUGCUUAAUCGAUUAAAACAAACUGACCGCGAAUGGAGAGGUUUGCAAAAGCAUUGGAAUGAGCUUUGGCACGAUAUUGAAGAAAGGAACUUCUAUCGUAGCCUUGAUCAUCAAGGUAUCACUUUCAAAUCUACUGACAAGAAGAACACUACUCCUAAAUUUUUGAUUGGAGAGCUUCGAAAUUUAUCGAAACAGCAAAAAAAUGAAACAGAGGAAGGGAAAACAGCCCCAUCCUAUCAAUAUCUUUUUGAGUACAAGGAUAAGUCAAUUGUUCUUGAUAUGGCUCGAUUAUUUGGUGUUUUCUUGGUCCAUGUUUCAACACAUUCUAUCGAAGACCGAGAAAAACUUUCUAUUUUUUUACGUUCGUUCUUAUCAAUUUUCUUUGACAUCCCAUAUGAAUCAUUUGAACAGUUCUUACCUAGUCAUUUCAAUGAUGAUGAUUCAGAAACAGAAUCACAAGUGAGUAGUCUUGAUAAGACUAGACGUUCAAAUACUCCAACGUCUCAUGGCGUCAACAAUGGCUUGGGGCUAUUGAAGGAUAUUUUCAAAAAGUCACAAAAGGGCCCUCGGGAAAGCAGAAGCGUAAAAUCAGAGUCUGCACCUGAAUCCACUGAAGAAACCCCCGAGCCAAAUGAAGUGGAUGAAUAUUCUGUUGAUGCUGAAGAGCCUAAUGAUUUAACAGCUACGUCUAUUUUUUCCAGUGGUGAAGUUUGGGUUAAUUGUAGAUUUACCGAUUCAGAUGGAGCCUUGUUGGAUGACGGAACUAAGUUAUCUGAUCGUAAUGUUUUCAAUCUAUUUGGGAAUAUGGGACUUUAUUGUUUUUUUAGACUAUUUCAUAUUUUAUAUACCCGAUUAGAACAUUUGAAAGGACUUGAGGAAAAAGCAUAUCAAAAACAACACGGUAUUAAGCCCAACCCUGUUGCACUUGAAUUAGGACUUAUCCGAGAUCCUUCCGAGCGCUUGGGAUUCACGCUUCCUCAUUCUGAUACCGUUUACGGUCAAGCUUUAGGACUAUGCGAGCGUAUAAUUGAAGGAGAAAUAGAUCAAAAUGGGUUUGAAGAUGCCUUGCGGUGUUUAUAUGGAAUACACGGAUUCAGGAUGUACACCGUUGAGAAAAUUAUUGGCUCCUUGAUGAAACAACUGCAUACAAUAACUAGCAACCGUCGGAUAGCACAAGUAUUCAUGUUUUUCGAAAGGGAUCGGGUACAGCGAAAAACUAGUCCUCGGCAGCAAAUUAUGUAUCGUGUACAAACAGAGACUGUGCUUGGACCUGAUGAAGACUUGUGUUGUAUAGACUGGAAUUCGGAAACUCAGCAAUCGGCUAUUCGCCUUAUGGGAAGAGAAGACUUAACUAUGGCAAAUCCAAAGACCGAUGCAGAGAAAUGGUGCUAUUAUAUUGGUAGCUAUAUAAUGUCCAGUCCAACCGAGGGAAUUUUGCCAGAACAAGUUCGAGUCCCUUUUUUGCAUCGAAACUUACCAAUUGAUGAUGUUAACGAAGAGGAUGAGAAUAAUUACGUUGUGCGCAACGCUCAUGCAAUACUCACAAAUUUCCUGAGAAGCGGUUUGGCACUCACAAUACCUAUCAAUACGGUGAAGAUAGUUUACGAACCAAAUACGGAAGAUGUUUUCGCUCGUAACUCUAAGCUUGUUUAUACUGGAUCUUAUACAAAAAUAAAAAGUUACAGACUUUCUCGAUGGCGUGAAUGGUUAGAAAGUGAAGACGGAUGGUCUAGAGGGUUGACCAAAGAGAAAUCGAAAAAGAUUAAAUCUACAUCUCUUGAUACCCUAUUUGCUGAGACCAAUUCGCGUGCUUGGAAACAAGAACAAAUGACAUUGUCAGAGGGUAAAGGAAAAAAUGGGUUGAACACUGCGACUGGUAAUGGCAAAAAGUCUGGAUACAGAGCAAGAGGGGCCAAAUCUAAUGUUAAUGCUGAACCGCAGCGAGAGAAACCAGAAGUGGAUUUAAAUGACGAUAAUACGUCUGAAGAAACAAGUCAAAUUGACGGGGAAGAUGAUGCCAAUACCCAAGACGAGGAUGAAGCAGAGUUAUCUAAAGGUCAUCAACGAGGAAAAAAGUAUGAUGAAGACAAUAAUGAAAUAGCCGACAAGAUGUAUACGAAAGAAAAAUCGCCGAAAGAGAAUGUGGAAGACGAACAAAAAAAUCAGGAAACUUACAAGCAAUCUGCAAAUACGUCUGCCACCAAUUUAAAUAAAUUAGACGCUGAUAUGGAGGACGAUAAAACCGACAUGGAAGAGCAAGCUGAUGAGUCUUUCGAUGGUGAUAAUACGAUGGAAGAUGAUCUUUUGAAGGAGUAG
This is a messenger RNA of Schizosaccharomyces osmophilus, 4557 nucleotides long. It is a transcript of the gene pst1, whose product is annotated as Clr6 histone deacetylase complex subunit Pst1. The transcript has 3 exons. The coding region runs from base 1 to 4557 and encodes 1518 amino acids. Gene Ontology annotation, biological process: negative regulation of transcription by RNA polymerase II. Gene Ontology annotation, cellular component: chromatin; Sin3-type complex. The record is from RefSeq and is a predicted model, not a curated record. NCBI's taxonomy places the organism in Eukaryota, Fungi, Ascomycota, Schizosaccharomycetes, Schizosaccharomycetales, Schizosaccharomycetaceae. Gene Ontology annotation, molecular function: transcription corepressor activity.